Messenger RNA from Xylaria bambusicola, 1847 nucleotides. Its product is annotated as L-carnitine dehydratase/bile acid-inducible protein F. NCBI's taxonomy places the organism in Eukaryota, Fungi, Ascomycota, Sordariomycetes, Xylariales, Xylariaceae. The transcript has 3 exons. The record is from RefSeq and is a predicted model, not a curated record. Gene Ontology annotation, molecular function: catalytic activity. Bases 415 to 1710 code for a protein of 431 amino acids.
UAGUAUGUUUGGGGUCUCCAUGGAACGUAGCCUCGUGGGGAGAAUCGUGGGGUAACCUAUUCAGUUUCGGUUCGGUUUGGUAAUUGGCCCGGGAAUAGACCGGGUAUGCCAUUCCAGGCACGGCGGGCGCACUUUGUGGGUCAACGUUAGAGCCCAGUUCAACGAGAGAUCACAAGAGAUCACAAGGGUCACAAGGGUUACAAGUGGUGGAAUGCAAACGGUUUCCGGGGACACUGACCGAUAGCGGAAUGCUCUGCUCGGGUACAGCAGAGACACCUAGCUAUCUACAUGGGAACUCGGUCUGAGUAUGCUGAAUUGAAAUCUUCGCACACUCAAGAAUGGGGGAAAGGGGCAGGUAACAAUAAGCCUUCACUAUCUACCUACUGACAAACAAAGGCAUCGUCGGUUACAUAAAUGAUACUCAUGUCUCCUCGGGCCCCGAAUCACGUAGCCCCAGUGGCUUGUAAGAUGCUUCAAUCUUUCGGGACUUCAAUUCGAAGACCAAGGCCUGGGAUACAAUGGCAACCAUCCAGGCGGAGGACUCAUACCUCGUCAAGAGACAGGUCACACCUACCGCUUGAUGGCAUAACCGUCGUCAGCUUAGAGCAAGCCAUUGCGGCGCCAUUUUGUACCCGUCAACUCGCCGAUCUAGGUGCCCGGGUAAUCAAGGUGGAGCGGCCGGUGACAGGCGACUUCGCGCGGGCAUACGACACAAGAGUCAACGGGUUGGCCUCUCACUUUGUCUGGGUGAACCGCUCUAAAGAGAGUCUAGCCCUCGAUCUGAAGCAAGAGAGAGAUCUAAAUAAUUUGAAGAGGCUGCUCAAGAAAACCGACGUCUUGGUCCAGAAUCUCACGCCGGGCGCUACCGACCGUCUAGGGAUCUCAUACGCGAAAUUAAAAGAUGAACACCCAUCCUUGAUAUUCUGUGACAUAUCAGGAUACGGAGACAGUGGCCCCUACCGUGACAAGAAGGCUUACGACCUCCUUGUGCAAAGUGAGGCAGGUCUUCUCUCCGUCACCGGUACUGAAACGGAACACGCCAAGGCCGGCAUCUCGAUCGCCGAUAUUGCCGCUGGAAUGUAUGCAUACACUGGCGUCCUGGCUGCGCUGAUGAAGCGCAGCAAGACUGGGAAAGGGUCUAAACUGGAUAUCUCCAUGCUCGAGGCGAUGACCGAGUGGAUGAACUUUCCCAUGUACUACGCGUACAACGGGCAGUCAGCACCCAGACGAAGUGGCGCUGCUCACGCGGCAAUAUAUCCCUAUGGACCAUUUGAGACUGGCGGAAAUGGCACAGUCCUGCUCGGAAUCCAGAAUGAGAGAGAGUGGGCCAAGCUAUGUACAGAGGUGCUGGAGCUACGAGAUCUGGCUCUUAACCCUCUAUUCACCAAUAACUCGCUUCGCGUACAAAACCGUGACAAGCUCAGAAAAAUUAUUUGUGACAGUUUCUCCAACUUGUCAGUUGCCGAGGUAAUAUAUAAGCUUGAUAAAGCCCAGAUUGCCAAUGCACAACUCAAGGAUAUGCAGGGUUUAUGGAACCACGAACAGCUACGAGCACGGGGGCGAUGGACGGAAGUUGAGACAUCAAAGGGCUGGAUACCAGCAUUAUUACCUCCUGGCAUUGCAAGUCUAGAAGACACGCGCAUGGACAAGGUACCAGAAGUUGGGGAACAUAAUGCGGAGAUCCUGGCCGAGUUGGGUCUAGAACUGUGAGGGCGAAGACAGGAAUUUGCUGCUGCUAUGCAUCUAGCAUGCAGCCCAAGGUAAUCAGAUUUUACUAUUCCACCAUUGAACCCGGUGUAUAUAGUCCUGUCAUCAGCUAUCUUGCAGCUCUACCAGUUUCAUGUAAG